AUGUCUGUUCCCCCUUCGCCCUCUUCGACGAUCGGUUCUCGCGAGGUAAAGAAGCUUGAGAAGCUUCUCGCGAAGGAGGCCAAGUCCGACCAGCACCUCCUCGACCACGCGUACAAAGAAGUGAUGGAGGCGGAGAAGGCGCUCAGGAAGGGGGCCAAGGAGGCGGACCAUGGUCAGAUGAGGGUCAGCAAGCUCAAGCAGAGGGAGCUGGCCACUGAAAAGGUGCUCGACAAGGCGAAGCAGCAGCACGACCACGCUGCGAGGAAGCAAGCGCGGGUCGAGCAGAAGCUCGAGGCGAAGAAGUCCAAGGAGCACCGGGUCGACGAGGAGGUGCAUCAGCUGCAGACGAACCUCGAGGAUUUCCAGAAGACCAUGCAGGCGAACGCUACGGACCGAGGGAUGAGGUUGUCGAACAUCCGCGCAGAGUGCGGGGUGUCUGGUGCAUCCUCCUUGCCUGCCACUCCAAAGUUGUGA
This is a messenger RNA of Epithele typhae, 474 nucleotides long. RefSeq lists its product as uncharacterized. Bases 1 to 474 code for a protein of 157 amino acids. The transcript has 4 exons. The record is from RefSeq and is a predicted model, not a curated record. NCBI's taxonomy places the organism in Eukaryota, Fungi, Basidiomycota, Agaricomycetes, Polyporales, Epitheliaceae.